AUGGUCACAGUAAAUGGACGUCCAUUUACCAUCUUCAACGAUUCUGGUUUUCAGAAAAUAUUAAAGCCUUUGACUGAAGCUAUCGGCGGAAAUUUUACCAUAAAUGCACACAACAUAAAAAGUCACAUAAUGUCUGCUUCAAAUGAGAUAGUUUCACAUAUAAAAAUUGAUGUAAAAAAUCAGCUAAUCAGUUUAAAAAUUGAUUGUGUGAAGCGUCAUCAUCGUUCUAUAUUAGGGGUAAAUAUUCAAUACACUAAAGAUGGAAAAAUAUGUUUGUCAACACUGGCCAUGAUUGAAAUGCAUGAAAAGCAUACAGCAGUAAAUUUAAAAAAGAUGCUUCUUGAAAUACUCGAAAAGUAUAAUAUUAAAAAGGAACAAUUGUACUCAAUAACUUGUGAUAAUGCGGCAAACAUGAUUAAAUUGGCUAGGAUUAUGAAUGAUGAAACAAAUCAGGCUCAUGAUCGUAUCGUAAUGACAAGUGAAAAUGUCAAUAACAGUGAACAAGAUGAUGAUGAUUUAUGGCAGUAUGACAAUGAAGGAACACCACUUGCGACUGAUGACAUUGAAGACGAACUUUUCAAUGAUGACGCUGAUGAGGCAAUAACGUCAUGCAUGAGAUGCGCUGUACAUACAUUGCAACUGUGCAUUCAUGAUGGCUUAAAGGUUGCUUCUAUUGCAAAUUGCAUAUCACGUGCUAGACAGGUUGUGAAAAAACUCAGAACACCAACAUAUUCAAAUUGGUUGAUAAGAAUGAAUUUAAAACUAGCUAUUAUAGACAACGAAACUAGAUGGAAUUCAAUAUACAAUAUGUUAUACAGAUUAAUUGGGUUAAAAAUGUUUUGUAAGGAACAUGAUGAAACUAACCCAGACUUAAAACUUAAAGAUGAUGAAUGGAUAUCUGUUCAAAGUAUUGUUGAUGCUUUAUUACCAGUGAAAAUAGCAACAUUAGCCUUACAAAAACAAGAUAUAACCCUAGGAGAUUUGUAUGGUAUAUGGUGGAAAUGUACUAAUGGAUUGAGAUCCAAUGGUACCAUAUUAGCGAAAGAAAUAUUAAAAUCUAUGAAAGAACGUGAAGCGCUGUUACUACAAAACAAUGUUUAUUUAUCAGCCAUUUUUCUCGAUCCUAGAUAUCAAUGUUUGCUUACUGAAGAUGAAAAAAAUAAUGCUUUUAAUCAUUUAACAAAGACUUGGAAGGCUCUGCUUCAUUUAAAUGAAGAUGAAAUUGGCCAAGAGGAUAAUACUGUCCAUAACAUAUCUUUGGAUACAAGCAACGACAAUCAUUCUCGUAUUGACGAAGAUGAUGAUUUGGAACUAUUUUUGUCAUCUCAAUCAUCUUUUUCGUCCUUGAACAGUGAAAGAAGUUCUCCUAACGACAUAUCAAUUGCUUUACGCAAUUUCAACAGUGUUGAAAGACUCCACUACAAAACAAAUAUAUUGAGUUAUUGGGAAGAACAAAAGUAUGAUAAACCUGAUCUUUACAAAUAUGUUGUUCAUGCUGUUCCAGCUACACAAGUUAGUGUUGAGAGAAGCUUCUCAGGUCUGAAAUUUAUCUUAUCAGAUCUUAGAUCAUCAUUGUCUUCGGAAGCUCUAGAUGCUAUAAUGAUAAUUCGAAGCAACACUUUAUUUAAAAGUAAAUAA
Molecule: messenger RNA, 1638 nt
Organism: Acyrthosiphon pisum (pea aphid)
Lineage: Eukaryota; Metazoa; Arthropoda; Insecta; Hemiptera; Aphididae
Exons: 10
Coding region: 1-1638 (545 amino acids)
Molecular function (GO): protein dimerization activity
Source: RefSeq, a predicted model, not a curated record